This is a messenger RNA of Closterium sp. Naga37s-1, 360 nucleotides long. Lineage: Eukaryota; Viridiplantae; Streptophyta; Zygnematophyceae; Desmidiales; Closteriaceae. The record is from the annotation of a GenBank genome assembly.
AUGAUCGCAUUCCCCAAUAGCACUCGCGUGGGGCGGUUGGAGGGCAUGUGGCUGGAGGCGAAGGGGUGGUGGGAUCAGGCGGACAAGGUGUACAGUGACCUGCUGGAGAGCAACCCGCAGGACCAGCGGUGUGGGGUGCAGCGGUGCGUGAGUGCAGCGGUGUGGGGUGCAGCGGUGUGGGGUGCAGCAGUGUGGGGUGCAGCGGUGUGGGGUGCAGCGGUGUGGGGUGCAGCGGUGCAGGAGUGCAGCGGUGCAGGGUGCUGCAGUGGUGUGGGAGUGCAGUGCUACAUGGUGGACUAUGAGGCGUGGAAGGUGCUAGGGGACCUAUACCGUGCGUGCUCACUCCUGCAACUCAAAUAA